AUUAAACCUGUCAAUGUCACCUAAAUGUUGCUGUCCUCGUUUUAUUCACCCACACAGAUGGGCCUCACUGCUGUAUCUGUGUUUCUCUUUUUUUUAUCAGUCUGUUAAUUUGAUGUGAGUGCUAUUUGUGAUAAUUGUUAUAAAUUUUUGAAAAUAAAUAUAGUUCUUGUUAGAAAAUGUCCAAUUUCCACAGAGUAGAAGUAAAUAAAACAGUUUGGGAGGUGCCAGAAAGGUACCAAGCACUCUCAACAGUCGGAUCAGGUGCAUACGGACAAGUUUGUUCUGCGCUGGACACAGUAACAAAUAAAAAAGUAGCAAUAAAGAAACUAGCCCGUCCAUUUCAGACAGCUGUGCAUGCUAAAAGAACCUAUAGAGAAUUAAAAUUAUUAAAGCAUAUGAGGCACGAAAAUGUUAUAGGAUUGUUAGAUGUGUUUUAUCCAAAACAUGAUAAUAGUCAGAUAUAUUUAGUUACACAUCUUAUGGGAGCUGAUUUAAAUAACAUAAUUAGGACACAAAGACUAACAGAUGAUCACGUGCAAUUCUUAGUAUAUCAAAUUCUUCGUGGGCUCAAGUACAUACAUUCUGCAGGCGUUAUACAUCGAGACUUAAAACCUUCGAAUAUAGCUGUAAAUGAAGACUGCGAAUUGAAAAUAUUAGACUUUGGGUUGGCUCGGCCUACAGAAACGGAAAUGACUGGUUAUGUGGCAACUAGAUGGUACAGGGCACCAGAAAUUAUGUUAAAUUGGAUGCACUAUAACCAAACUGUAGAUAUUUGGUCAGUAGGGUGUAUAAUGGCUGAAUUAUUAACAGGAAAGACAUUGUUUCCUGGAACAGAUCAUAUUCAUCAGCUCAACCUUAUUAUGGAAAUUUUGGGAACGCCUAGUGAAGAAUUCAUGCAAAAAAUUACGUCAGAAAGCGCACGAAAUUAUAUCAGAUCGCUUCCACACAUGCCUAAAAAAGACUUGCAUCUGUUCAUAGUCGGUGCGAAUCCAUUAGCAAUAGAAUUACUUGGCCUUAUGUUAGAGCUCGAUAGUGAGAGAAGGAUAACCGCCGAACAAGCAUUAGCGCACGCCUACCUUGCAUCUUACGCCGACCCAAACGAUGAACCCACUUCGGGGCCUUACGAUCAAAGUAUUGAAGACAUGAAUUUGCCAGUUGAAAAGUGGAGAGAAUUGGUGUUGCAAGAAGUGAAUUCCUUCGUGUAUAUUCCUCCACAAAAUGAUGAAUAAAAUUAGAGAGAAAGAAUCUAAACGUUCAAUCUAGAGUAUAUUGUACAAAUAUAUUUACAUUAAUUUUAUAAUAUUUUAUUUGAUCUUAAUUGAAAUAUAAAAAUGAGUUCUAAAUCUUAUGUACAUGAGCGAGUAUAAUACAAAAAAUCGUUUUUUUUUUUUUUAAUUUUAAUAGAUUACAAAAAAUAAUUUCUUAAUUUAAAUAGGGUCUGAUGUGAUGUAUUUUUUUAUAAUCUACCCGAGUAUACAAUUAUUUAUAGAAAAUAAUUUAACUUAAAAUAAAAUACUGUUCAUAAUAAAGAAUUGUAAACUAAUCACAAGUCUUUCUUUUGUUCGAAGUCAAUCACAUUUAUUUUUUACACUUUGCUACGUCAUGUAACUUUUUCCACAGAUCGUACUGUUCAGCACUCUUCACCAUGUGUAUGCUGAUCUCCUUCUGGAUGUUGCAGGGCGUGAACGAAACGCGUUUAUUAAUAAAUUCUGGUACAUGUACCCGUUUAAUCUUCAGUCCGUUUGCCACAAUACCAGUGACAAAAACAUCUUCGAGUUUAAAAUACGUAUAGUUUAGAGACGCUAGAUAAAGUUCUUUAGCUAUAUGAGCUGGAAAUAAAUAAGCGGGACCCGUAGUGAAAUCUGGAAAAACUGUAGGUUUAUAUUGUUGCGGAGAAAUAUAGUACUUAGAUUGUUUUCUCCUAAUUGGCUUCCAUUUCCUGGCCAAUCGGCCAUAUAUUACUCGUUCUUCAGGCUUGUGUUUGCUAAUAAAUGCUAAAAGACGCGAGACGUUUAUAAACAUGUCAUCAUCUGUCUUAAGUACGAACUGCGCCCUCGAACAUAGAUUAUCCACCCAUUCGAGCAUGGAUAUGGUCUUCAAAGUAAGAUUGUCAUACGUGUCUAUAAAUUUUCCUCUAAUAAUAUCACCAUACAUUUCUUGUUCUUUUUCUAUCCUAUCAUUUACAGUCUGAUUUGAAGUGGAACCUAACAUAAAAGCUAUGACUAUGUCUUUUCUUAUAGCAAAAUGACCCCAUGUUUCCCUUACAGCUAAUCUGGCACUUUCAUGACUUGGGGCCGACGUAAUAGCUAUCAGCAGUUUGAGAUCUUUACCCAUGUUGAGGCAUAUUUCAGAAGUAUGAUGCAUGUGGCCGGCUUCGUAGAUUUUCUCUGCUGCUACCCCUUAAAAAAAG
This is a messenger RNA of Psylliodes chrysocephalus, 2410 nucleotides long. Lineage: Eukaryota; Metazoa; Arthropoda; Insecta; Coleoptera; Chrysomelidae. The record is from the annotation of a GenBank genome assembly.